This is a messenger RNA of Lactuca virosa, 1328 nucleotides long. The record is from the annotation of a GenBank genome assembly. Lineage: Eukaryota; Viridiplantae; Streptophyta; Magnoliopsida; Asterales; Asteraceae.
GGUCCAUUCUCGUUAGUAGAUGCGCGAAGCGAAGGCAAUAAUUUUCAACACUUGAGAGUCUCUUUUACAGGUAUUAGGGUUUAUUUCAGUUAAAGGGGAAAACGACGACGAAGACAAAGACUAAAAAUUACCUAUUUGCUUAACUAUUUCGGUAGUUAUUCACUCGAUUUUGCCUAAUUGUGGGAGGAAUUGGAUGCGAAUUGGUCCAAUUUGAGCUCUACGGAUCUCUUCUGUAUUAAGCAAGAUCGAUUUCAGUCUUGCGCUAAACUAAGGAAAAACAGUUGGAUAUUAGCAAUUCAGUGCAGCCAAGUGCGGAAUUUAGGGUUGAAAUUAGGCGGUGUGGUUUCUUGACGCUGGAUGUAAUUCGCAAAAUAAGGUGAUGAUGGUAUAAAUGGAUCCUGAAAGCAAGAAGUUUGGGAAAGGGCCAAGGGAACUUACGGGUGCUGUUGAUCUUAUAAGCUACUAUAAAUUGUUACCUCACCAUGAGUUCUUCUGCAAAAAGCCACUUCCUUUAUCAAUUUCAGACACACAUUACCUUCAUAAUGUUGUUGGAGACUCAGAAAUUAGGAAAGGUGAAGGGAUGCAAUUAGAUCAACUCAUUCAGAACAAUAAUAAUAAUACAUCAAGAGAGACAAAUACACGCAUACAGCCCUUUGACCUUGACACCUUAAGAGAAGCCUUUCAGUUGCGCGAGACUUCUUCUCCUGUUGACCUUCCAUCUUCAGAGAAAGGGACUCCUACUGUAGCAGGAAAAUCUAGAAGUGAAUCGAAGGAGAAGGAAAAGAAGCAUAAGAAACACAAGGAUAAAGAUAAAGAACAUAAGAAACAUAAACAUCGCCAUAAAGAUCGAAGUAAAGAUAAGGAAAAAAAGAAGGAUAAAAGUAGUCAUCAUGAAAAGAAAAGGAAGCAUGAUGGAGAUGAAGAUAUCAAUGACAUUCAUAGACACAAGAAAAGUAAGCAUAAGAGCAGCUCAAAGAUGGAUGAAAUGGGUGCAAUAAAGAGGUCCUUUACUUACUGCAAGUCAAAAUUAAUUCAGAGGAGUUGGGGGACUAACUAAAGAGAUGAUUAUGAAGAAGGUGAAUUCACCUUUGAACUAGAUUUAAUUGGAGGUACAAAAUUAAUGGAAAAAAAAACAGAAAAAAAAAAAACUUGUUUGUAUCAUAGAGAUGGGAUUUAGUUUCAUAUAUUUCAAAACUUUGAUCUUUUAUUUUGGUUUUAGAAAUGUACACGUAGACUUUGGGUGGUUUGGUCAACAUAAAACAAAAUGUGAGUGUAUCAUUAUAUCAAUUUUGUGAACUUUUUUUUUUCAUCUUCUAGAAGCUUUAAGG